AUGGCAGAGCCAUCAUCAUCGUCAACGCCGGCUUCACUGCCGCGCGCCCUGGUAUCAAGGCUCGAGAGAGAUGCACAGAAGAACUGGGACAAGUGGUGGAAGAUCCAUGAGACGAGAUUCUUUCGCGACCGCAACUGGACCGACCGCGAGUUCGGAGCGCUCAAGGGGUCAGGAGCAGCUGAUGGUCAGCCCAAGUCAGGCGGAAAUCAAGGCGGCGAAGAGGGCGAGGAUGACGACGAAGCUGCUGAGCUGGUACAGCGCAGUCUGGCCGCUUCCUCGUCAGCCUCAUCAUCCUCAAGUGCCCCAGCUGCGCCUCCGGUGCUCUUGGAAGUCGGAUGCGGAGUAGGCAAUAUGGUCUGGCCCCUCUUGGACAAGAUGCCUACGCUCAAGGUUCACUGCUGCGACUUCUCAGAUCGAGCCAUUGAGCUGCUCAAGCAACAUCCCCGCUACGAUCCAUCACGGGUCCACGCCUUUGUCUGGGACAUCACUCGACCAGAGCAGCCCUACUCGAACGACAGCGAGGACUCGACGCCAACUACCCUCUUCUCCCUCAUGACGUCCCAUCCCUUCGGCCCACCCACACUCGUCUCAUCCGUCUUCUGCCUUUCAGCAAUCCCUCCUGCACUCCACUUGCCUACCCUCACCAGCCUGUUCGCUCUCUUCCCCGCGACGGCGUCAUCACGACCGCCACCCGCGACGCUCCUCUUCCGCGACUACGGACGCGGCGAUCUGGCCGAAUCCCGCUUCUCCGUCCGCAAAAGGGCAUGGGACGAGCCGCAUCUCCUCUCUUCUGAGGGACUGCCGCACUACCGCCGUGGAGACGGGACGAUGACUUACUUCUUCGACGAGGAAUACCUGCGGCCGCUGGUCCAGCAGGCGAUUGCUGCGCGGGGAGAGGAGGGAAUUGCGACGUGGGACGAAGAGCUGGGUAUCGUCGAGAGGAUUGGGCAGAAUCGUAAAAAGGGGUUGACGCUGACGAGAAAGUUCUUGCAGGGGGCGUGGACGAGACGGUCGAGCCAGCCCAUGUCCUCCGAGUAGAGUAGUAAUUGCAUCGCAUGCUACCCGCUUACAUGACGGUGCAGUCGUCGCGAGAUUUGCCCUCCUCACGCCUGCCAAGCUGCGACCAUUUGUGCGUGUCCUUGUGUUCGGCCAUGAGCUCUGCUAGUCGAUACUCGUCGGCUUGGCUCAGUUUGAGGCCGCGAGCCUGGCGGGAUUGAAGGGCCCGUAAUUGCGAGAGGUGCUCGGCGGCUAUGCGUCUGCGAGGAGGCAGGCUCUUGUGAGUAUAGAGUCGUGCGCUGGACGCCUCCUCACGCCUUUGUGAACAGCGGUGGCGGUCCUACCCACUUGUCAAGCUUGCGGUUGGUCAUAACGUCCCCGAGGUUGGGCAGAGAGGGCAGCUUGGAUGUAGACGAUGGCGGCUGUUCCUGCUUGCCUGCUGACGUCGACUGUGCAGCUCCGUCUUGCAAGCCCAAUCGCUUCAUCGC
Molecule: messenger RNA, 1484 nt
Organism: Jaminaea rosea
Lineage: Eukaryota; Fungi; Basidiomycota; Exobasidiomycetes; Microstromatales
Exons: 3
Coding region: 1-1038 (345 amino acids)
Source: RefSeq, a predicted model, not a curated record